AAUUCGCGUGCGUGAAAUUGCCCACUAAUUGCUAAACGUUGGAUCAAGUGACCGGUUUUAGGACAGAGUGCUGAAGUAAUUAAUGUUCGUGUCAGAGGGAUGUCAGUUUGUUUCUGUGGCUUCCAGAACAGCUGUGAGGCCCAGUUGGCCUCCUACACAGGUCGUUGAUACUAGAGGCUAUUUUCCCUGGGAGCAACAGAGCAAGGGCAAGAAAUUGAACACCAUCUAGUGCUGAGUGCCCAUAUACCUUCAUGGUGUUGUGUUCAAUUGUGUUUCUGUAAACACUGAAGCAGUAUGAGUGGAAAUGGGAGCUCAGAUGAGACAGAAGAAGCCAUUAGUCAGCACCUACAAGAUCUGGGAAUGCUAGAAGAUGGAAUGACCACAGAUGAUAAACGUAACCUUUGGGCUGUCAUCAAGAUAUCUCAGGACACUGCAAAGGCUGAGGAACAGAAUCGCCAGAAGCAGGCAAGGAAGGCCUUGCAGUUUGAUCAGGUGUCUUCAAGGUCUGAAUCAUCAUCUGGCUUAGAGGCAAAGUCUGAUAGUCUUAUUGAAGAAAUAAUUUCUCCUUCUGACCAUAAAGAAGACAACGAACCAGAAGACAAGAAGAGACCUACAGUUGCAGCUGUGUUACCACAGCAGCGUGCCACACCACUGGUUUCUGUGGCACCUUGCAAUUGCACAACAGCCACCGUUUCUCCUCUGUGUUGUUGCCAUGAAGAUGACUUGUCUCAAGAUCAGAAUACUGUGACUAUAAGUUUGUCAUCAGUUUCAUCAUGUUCCAAGUCUCCGGCAGUUGUUUCCAAGAGUGAGCAAGUUGAUUCUUCAACCCAAGAUUCUCAGGAUUUGCCAAGAUGUGUUGCGGAACCAUCAGCCAGGAGGGGCUUGAGGCCAAGGCCAAAUGUAGGAAUGAAGAAGACCACAAAACUGAAUCCGACAAAUAAUUUGUCUGGCUUAAACUCACAGAGUUUGUCUUUGUCAGGGCCAUCUAACAAAGAGAGAGACGAACCUCAGACAGUAUCAGGAGGGUCGCUGAAAUCGGAAGAGUGUUUUAAGAAUAGUGCUAUGACAAGUAGUGGCACUUGUACAGUUACUGGGCCUUCAAGUUCAUCAUCUUCACCCAUUCCUGUUGUUGAGUCAUCAGAACAUUCUGAUCAGGACAUUCUUGAGUCAUCUGUGCCUAACAUACAAGAAUCAUCCCUAGUUAAGAAAGUGCAGAACAGUUUAACUGUGUCAAAUUAUCAAGAAAGAAUUGGCGACAAGUCUGAAGCGAAUGAUGACUGCCAUGAAGAGAGCAAUUUUAGUGCCUUAAAAGAACGAACUGAGGAGAUGGAUGUGGAAAAAUGUGCACGUGUUUCUAGCUCAGUUGAUAAUGUGCCUUCUCCAUCAAGUGACUCACUUUCGAACAUAACUCUGAACUGUAACAGUAACAGAGAAGUAGAAAGGAAAGGAUCAGAGGACCGAGAAAGGAACAUUAAUCCCUUUAACUGUGACAGAAGCAAUUACGAAAGGACUUUGAAAGUUCGCAAGGUGAAGAGGGCAUGCUCAAGAUUCCCGUUUUACAUUCCUCCAUACAAAAUGGACAUUCAUACAUACAUCACAUAUUUCAAAAGAAGCCUUAACGAACAAGCAGCACGUCUUAUUGAGGUGCAGCGGAGAAAUCCCAGAUGUGUGGCAUGGGGAGACCCAGUUGUAGCGGAGUCCAGUUCCAGAGUGCUGGUCACCCUGGGAUGGGGAGAGGAGAAGGGUAAGAGCCUAGCCAAUAUCCAAAGGAGGAACUUCCAGAACUGCGGAGCUUCCUACCUAAGGAAACACACUCUGUAUGCUGAGCCUGAUGUGCAGAGUGAUGAUGAUUUGUUUUUCACUGAUACCAGGAGAAGGAAGGUAAUUGUGGAAAGCCAACAGGAUGAUACCGAUGACUUGUUUGAUGCCUUGCUUCAGGAGGACAAAGUGAUGGACAAGCGAGAUGAUGAGGAGGGAUCAGCACUGGAUGAUGGGAACAACUCUCACAAUUCCCCUGCGGUGAACAGGCAGGGUCCGGUGAAACGCAAGUCAGAUUCAAGUGAUGACCAAAUAUUUGAUGAGGAUGAGAGGAGUGGUGAGCCGCAGCAGAAGCGAGUGGCCCCAAGUCCUUGGAUUACAGCAAAGAAAGAGGAAGCACCUCCCAUGGCAGUCAAGAGAAAAAAGCCUCAUCAAGUUUUGUCUGAUGCUGACUCUGCAGCACAUAGUUGUGGGGAUUUAGACGGAGAAUUUGAACCUUCAGAGAAACAGUUGCAACGGCGUGGCCAUGUCAAGUCAUGCAUGAUGAAGAAAACUGCGAAAAAUGUAUCAUCAAACCAGAGCCAAUCCAUAAGAAAAGGUGGAGGUAUGGAUGGUGAGGCUGACACAUUUGUUGACCUUGACAAUGCUGCAGGUGUUGCGGGUGACUCAAAUUCAUGCCCUGAGUCAUGCCAAGAAACUGAAAUAAUUAGACCAGGUCCUGUGAAACUCCGGAGACGAGGUCGCCGACUCUUCCAUCAGAACCAAGUGGAAACAGAGGAACAUGAAGAAACUGAACAUAAUAAAGAGAACGCUGGUGCCCGAAUGGAUGAUGUCACAGGGUCAUAUGAGGUGGGGAGCAGUGAUGUUCUGGAGCAGGAAGCAGAUGUUGUUCCAUGUCCUAUUUGUAGGAAAACGUUUCUAGUCAAAGAUAUUGAGGCACAUGCAUCAGAAUGCAAUGAAUACUGUGAAGAGGAGGUUCCACCCGAUGAGCUGCGUAUAUUUGAGUCGAGCAGCGGCUCUGAGAUGGCCACGCAGAGCUCGCAGGGUGCCAUAACUGAGAAGUGCUGGAGUGAGUUUGAGAAUAAAAAAGAGUUUGAAGGUGAUCAUAUCACCAUAUUUCGUACAAGACAGCCUAGACCCCAAGCACAUCAAGUUGAAUUGCCACGGGUAUGCCUGUCUCCAAUACGUUGCUUCACUCCUAUAAGUGCACAGUGUGACUCUGACAUAGACUACCAUCAUCAGUUUCGCGUUGCAGCCACCAUUAGGCAAAACCCAACUCAAAAUCCAAAAAGGAAAAGGAGAACAAAAUGGAAGAAGAAAACAAAAAUAAAGGCUGGUAAGAGGAGGAAGGUUGGAUAAUCAUGUUGUAAGCAGGAGAGGUCAACUGUGCUAAGACAUUUGAGGAAUUCUGGGGACUGAUUUUCGUUUUCAUAUAUUUUAUACUGCAAUGCUGAUAACAGUACAUACUUAGCUGGUGUCAGACAUAAUAAAAUGUAAAUUUGUCUGUGUUUUAUGCAUGUAUAUCAUUUUGUUGGUCUGGAUUUUGUAUUUAACAAACGGAAUUUAAAUAUUUCUUUUAUUGUG
This is a messenger RNA of Cryptotermes secundus, 3342 nucleotides long. RefSeq lists its product as uncharacterized. Gene Ontology annotation, cellular component: BRCA1-A complex. The transcript is spliced from 14 exons. The record is from RefSeq and is a predicted model, not a curated record. NCBI's taxonomy places the organism in Eukaryota, Metazoa, Arthropoda, Insecta, Blattodea, Kalotermitidae. Gene Ontology annotation, molecular function: histone binding; K63-linked polyubiquitin modification-dependent protein binding. Gene Ontology annotation, biological process: positive regulation of DNA repair; double-strand break repair. Bases 295 to 3117 code for a protein of 940 amino acids.